This is a messenger RNA of Aspergillus pseudonomiae, 1221 nucleotides long. It is a transcript of the gene ayg1, whose product is annotated as heptaketide hydrolyase ayg1. The record is from RefSeq and is a predicted model, not a curated record. Lineage: Eukaryota; Fungi; Ascomycota; Eurotiomycetes; Eurotiales; Aspergillaceae. The coding region runs from base 1 to 1221 and encodes 406 amino acids. The transcript has 6 exons.
AUGCCGAACUGGAUCCUUGGGGAUAAAUUCGAUACUGUCUAUCCACAUAAGGGCUCUGUCAAGACCCUGUGGGAAACGCGUUGGAAGUUUGCCUGCCAAAAAGGAGUUUAUCCUUUUCAUGAUGGAUCUUAUGAGGACUUCGAACCAAUAUUCCAGAAACUUAUCUCAGAAAACAUCAAUGAUGCUAGCACGGAUGAGUAUACGUCUACAUUUUUUUCUACUGCGUCGGACUUAGAAUCUCAAGCCUCGCAGGCCCUUGACUCUGGCGAAACCGACCUCGCAAUCGACCUGUUCCGACGUGCCGCGGUGGUCUACCGUAUCUCGCGCUUCCCCUAUGUCGACAUAACUCAGCCGAACUCCAUUAAGCGGACCGCAUUCGAGCGCCAGAAACAGGUAUACCUCAAGGCCGCGUCUCGAUGGGAUCCACCGAUCAAGGAGGUGAUCAUCCCACACAGAAGCCGCGGCGGAAAUGAUGGCCAAGCAAUCCCGAUAUACACGCGCGUACCGAGCAAUGCUCGCCCCGAUAGCCCCGUCCCGGUGGUCCUUAUUAUGACCGGACUAGACGGAUACCGACCAGAUAACAGCCAGCGGAGUCACGAGAUUAUUGGUCGUGGAUGGGCUGUCGUCAUCGCUGAGAUCCCAGGUACAGCGGAUUCCCCUGCCGAUCCUGCAGACCCAUCCUCUCCCGAUCGGCUCUGGGAUAGCGUGUUCGCAUAUAUGGCAACGCAGCCGAUGCUCGACAUGAGUCAGGUUGUGCUCUGGGGUCUCAGUGCGGGAGGUUUCUAUGCCAUCCGAGCUGCCCAUACACACGCAACCCGACUCCGUGGGGCUAUUGCGCAUGGCGCGGGAUGCCAUUAUUUUCUGGAUGAGGAGUGGCUCAGGCGCGUUGAUGACCAUGAGUAUCCUUUCUCAAUCAUGCCGGGAUGGACAAAGAAAUACGGCUACGACGAUACCAAUGUCUUUGUGCGAGAGGCACGAAAGAAGUUCUCUCUGGUGGACACCGGGAUUGUCGAUCGUCCUAGUUGCCGGUUGCUGUUGUUAAAUGGUGUCGACGACGGUCUCACGCCAAUUGAAGACUCUUUGCUUCUUUUCAACCAUGGCAGUGCUAAGGAGGGAAGGUUCUUUCAAGGUUUACCGCAUAUGGGGUACCCCGACAGCUUGCCUGUCGCUUACAAAUGGCUGGAAGAUCUUCUGCCUUGUGAGCCGAAGCAGAAAAACUAA